AUGAAUGUCUUCAGGCGUUUUCUGCCCAAAAAAAUUGGGUUCAAAACAUCCAAGAAAUCGUGUUAUGCACCAGGCGUUUGCUCUAUCCAUUCGUCCCCAGAUUGUGUAGUGGAAGUUCAUUCCCCGGAGCAGGAAGUAAUAAUUGCUUUGGGAAGUAAUGUCGGAAAUAGACUUAAUAAUUUUGAUGAAGCAUUGCACCUAAUGAAGCAAUCAGGUAUAAAGAUUACCAGGCAUGCUUGCUUAUAUGAGACAGCACCUGCUUAUGUAACUGAUCAGCCUCAGUUUUUGAAUUCUGCUGUUAGAGGUGUCACAAAACUAGGGCCUCACGAGUUGUUGAGAGCACUCAAGAAGAUUGAGAAGGACAUGGGUCGUACAACUGGGAUUCGAUAUGGUCCUAGACCUAUUGACUUGGAUAUUCUGUUUUAUGGGAAGUUCAAGAUCCAUUCUGAGAUACUUGAUGUUCCACAUGAAAGAAUUUGGGAGAGACCAUUUGUGGUAGCACCUUUGAUUGAUCUACUCGGUUCAGACAUAGAUGAUGAUACAGUUGCAAGUUGGCAUUCAUUUUCAAAACAUUCAAGUGAUCUUUUCGAGUUGUGGGAAAAACUAGGAGGUGAAUCUCUCGUGGGGAGAAAUGGGAUGAAAAGAGUAUUACCAGUAGGAAACCACCUAUGGGACUGGUCAUUGAAAACCUCCCUUAUGGGUAUUCUUAACUUGACUCCCGAUAGCUUUAGCGAUGGAGGGAAGUAUAUAUCUGUAGAAGCAGCAGUUUCUCAGGCUCGUUUGAUGCUUUCAGAAGGCGCAGAUAUGAUUGAUUUUGGUGCACAGUCCACACGCCCUAAUGCUUCAAAGAUAUCCGUUGAAGAAGAACUAGAUAGGCUAAUUCCUGUCAUCGAGGGUGUCACGAAGAUACCCGAAGCUGAAGGGAAGCUUUUAUCUGUGGAUACCUUCUAUUCGGAAGUUGCUUCAGAAGCAGUGAAAAGGGGUGUUCAUCUCGUAAAUGAUGUAUCUGGUGGACGUUUGGAUUCCAACAUGCACAGUGUUGUUGCAGCACUUCGAGUACCCUAUGUAGCAAUGCAUAUGAGAGGUGAUCCAUCUUCAAUGCAAAACCCCGAGAACUUGCAAUACAACGAUGUUUGUAAGGAUGUAGCAUCUGAACUUUACGUGAGGCUCAAGGAAGCAGAGUUAGCCGGUAUUCCUGCUUGGAGGUUGAUAAUUGAUCCUGGAAUCGGAUUCUCCAAGAACACUGAACACAAUUUGGAUAUUCUAACGGGUUUGACUACCAUUCGAGCUGAGAUUGCUAGAAGGAGCUUGGCUUUGUCUCAUACCCCUUUAUUGAUUGGACCAUCAAGAAAGAGAUUCAUAGGCGAUGUCUGUGCUCGUCCUGCUGCAGAUGAACGAGAUCCAGCAACUGUUGCUGCUGUGACCACAGGGGUUCUGAAUGGUGCCAAUGUUGUAAGAGUACAUAAUGUUCGAUACAAUGCAGACGCCCUUCGUCUAUGUGAUGCAUUAUUGGAAAGAAAACAGAGACAAAACAGUUAA
Messenger RNA from Solanum lycopersicum (tomato), 1539 nucleotides. RefSeq names its product dihydropterin pyrophosphokinase-dihydropteroate (gene HPPK-DHPS). Lineage: Eukaryota; Viridiplantae; Streptophyta; Magnoliopsida; Solanales; Solanaceae. The record is from RefSeq and is marked validated. Gene Ontology annotation, molecular function: 2-amino-4-hydroxy-6-hydroxymethyldihydropteridine diphosphokinase activity; dihydropteroate synthase activity. Gene Ontology annotation, biological process: tetrahydrofolate biosynthetic process.